AUGGAUCAUCUACCCCGCCCGUAUGGAAAGGCCUGCACUCUUCCGAAAAUACCUUACUUCUGCUUCGAGGAGUAUGACCGUGGCGACUUCCUGUCUUAUCCAGAGCGCACCGGAUGGACCAUGGAUGAACUGCUCAGCUUCGAGUUGUGGACGGAACUGGACGAUGAGGACGAUGAUGAGGACAAAGACGAGGAUGGGGAUGAAGAUAAGCGCACUUUCGAGGAUGUCUUGGAUCUCUUGCAGACUUGGCUAUUCUUUGGCUCACUUCAUCUUAUUUUUCAGGAGCACAUCAAGUUUGAAGACUUCAUCAUGGAAGAUCCGGAUGAAGGAACUUGCAUACAUACCAAAAAUCUCCUUAAAAUAGCAGAAGAGUACAAGAAGUCCGGAUACAAAGGAGGCAAAAACCCAGAGAAACUCCAAGACAUUUUGUCUUGUCUGGCCACGGCAUACAAGGUCUAUAACGUCGCUGUUCUUGCUAGUACCCUGGAUCCGUAUUUCUUACUCUCGAUCGGUUUCCUCCUCGACUUUCUCGCCUCAUACUCCCGGAUUCUCUACGCAGGAGACGACACGCUCACGCAAUUGGACGAUGACACGAAAGUGUUAUCCUUUAAAACCCCUUUAGUCCCUGCAGAGGAUGAGACGGAAGGAUUUGCCAACGAGGACGGUGAAGUACCGUUCUUGGUAUCAGAGAUGAUUCUGGCAGGCUGGUGCCCGCAUCUCGUCAAUUCGCUUCACGAAAAGACCUCCAACAAGACCAUGUAUCUCGCCAGUCUACUCGACCCACCGGAUCCGACCAAGAACCAUACCACUUGCACACGGGCCAAGUGCCUUGCGUAUCAAAUGAACAAAGGAACUUACGUUCACAAACACGUGCGAGAGGGUUGCACUUGCGAGGAGCUCACCAUCGAUUCAGACCAGCUUUGCCGCAUUCUUCAGGACGGUUCUUUUCCGGUAGUGAAGCCAAUGGAUCCGAGGAGAAGCUCUACUAGUCUGGAGCUUGAGGCCUAUUCCUCAAACACCGAGUAUGUUGCCAUCUCACAUGUGUGGUCCGAUGGCAUGGGGAAUCCCAAAAGAAAUGCGGUGGCAAAAUGCCAAAUGGAAAGGAUCUUCAACUCGAUCAAGGAACUUCCCGGGUGCACCAGUCAAACCCCUAUUUGGCUUGACACGCUCUGUUGCCCGGUGGCACCAAAAGACGUCAAACGCCUGGCAAUUGCCAGAAUGCGAGACACAUACGACCUGGCCGCUUCAGUCCUGGUGCUAGACAAGCAGCUACAAGGGCUUCCGCAUUCACAGCUGAGUCCUGUUGAGCAGGUUGUCAGGAUCUGGUGUUCUGGCUGGACCGGUCGGUUGUGGACAUGGCAGGAGGGUUUUCUGGCAGACCGCUUGUAUUUCCAGUUCAACGACGGGAUCUUCGACGUCAACACGCUCCAGACGCAUUACCUGACGGGAACUCGCUACGACCUCUAUUCCACGCGCGAUUCUGCAAUGCUCAUGACCAUGAUCCGGGGAAGCCUCUCGAAGACGCCUGAAAAAGAUCCGACUCGACUGCGGCUAGACGGCGUUGUGGAUGGACUGCAGGGGCGAAGCACGAGUGUGCCUGAUGACGAAGGCCUCUGUCUCGGUGCUCUCAUGGGCUGCGAUGUGCUGAAAAUUCUUGAUGCGAAGCCGUUGCCACUCAUGGUGAUGCAAGGUGUGGGAGAUCUUUGGAAAGAUCUCCUGAAGCUUGAGAUUUCUUCCGGGGAAGACGUCAAGUACCGUGGGCGAAACCUUGUGUACCAUGGAGAAUAUAAGGAGAUCGAAGGCCAAGAUCUUCCAGAACAGCAGCAGUGGGUCAUUGACUGA
Messenger RNA from Lasiodiplodia theobromae, 1842 nucleotides. Its product is annotated as Het domain-containing protein. NCBI's taxonomy places the organism in Eukaryota, Fungi, Ascomycota, Dothideomycetes, Botryosphaeriales, Botryosphaeriaceae. The record is from RefSeq and is a predicted model, not a curated record. The transcript is spliced from 2 exons. The coding region runs from base 1 to 1842 and encodes 613 amino acids.